Molecule: messenger RNA, 594 nt
Organism: Arabidopsis arenosa
Lineage: Eukaryota; Viridiplantae; Streptophyta; Magnoliopsida; Brassicales; Brassicaceae
Source: the annotation of a GenBank genome assembly
CUGCGUCUUGUCGAAUAAAACAAGCAACAGAGACAGAGGAGUAAAACAAUGGCCGACUCCCUUUUGCAAAAGGCCACCUCUGCUCUUGGUGAAGCCAAACAAACCAUUAUCGCCUCUGCUGAAACCGCCAAGACCGAUGUCGUGAAGGAUGCAGUUGACAAUGUGGUGUCAAGAGGCAUAGAUGGAGCCAAAACCCUGUUGCACGGAUUGGAGGAGAAGAAAGAUGAAGUCUCCUCCAAAAUCUUAGGAGCUGUUACACACUUUACCGGUAGCGCUGACUCAGCAGCCACAACCGCAAACCGUGACUUACCCGUAUCCACAGACAAUCAGCCACUCCUAGCAGCAGGUGAUCGUGAGGUCGAGACGCCAUGGUGGAAGAACUGUUGUGGAGUUCUUGAUCUUCUCAAGGCAUCAUCAUCAUCAUCAGCUACUUGAAGACACUUCCAUGUGAAGAAACAGAGCAGAGAAAAAGAUCCCACCCAGUUUUUCAAACUAUGUUCUGAGUAUUUACUUCCGUUUUCUUGAGAGUGAUUUCGGAUUGUGUCGUUUACUUUUAAUUCCUCUUGCUGUUUUUCAUAAACUUCUGAGUUUUUU